Alosa alosa (allis shad) is the source of this 1269-nucleotide messenger RNA. RefSeq lists its product as uncharacterized. The record is from RefSeq and is a predicted model, not a curated record. Lineage: Eukaryota; Metazoa; Chordata; Actinopteri; Clupeiformes; Clupeidae. The transcript is spliced from 2 exons. Bases 34 to 885 code for a protein of 283 amino acids.
AAACAGGAAGCAGACUGUUAAAACUCUUGGAGAAUGAGCUAUCUAUGCUAUGGCCAAGACGAGGAACGGAAGACUGCGUCCAUGGCCAAGAGGAAGACUGCGUCCCUCGUAUGGACCGAUGAUGAAGUCCAAUUGUUACUCAAAGUAACAUUGGACUACAAGGCGAGUGUGGCGGCAGACAGGCCAGGUUUUGAUUGGGAGUCGUCCCACAGCAAGUACUGGGAUAUUUUGCAAAGGUUCCUCGAUAACUACCCCUCAGCUGAGGCUGCGUCUGCAAUGGGAAAGGAUUUCCCGCACAAAAAGAAGGACAUUACAAAAGCUCAAUUGACAUCAAAAUUGAAGAACAUGCGGACCAAGUAUAGGCAAUCCGCUGAAGCCGGUCAAAAGAAUCCCCGUGGGCGAGUGGUGCUUCUGUUUUACAAGAUGUGCGAAACCAUUUGGGGAAGUUCACCAGUCAUACACCCCAUCUAUGGGGGGAUGGAGACAAGCGAUGUGAGCCCUGAAACACCCACCGCAAGCGAGGAGUCAUUGAACGAGGAGAUGGACAAUCGCCGUCAGCAACUCGACACUUCUUUGGCAAACCACCGGAAUAAAUUGAAGAGGCUGCGUCCCUCGGAUGUUGUUCAGGAGGACCUGGAAAUUAAGAGACAGCUCCUCCGUCAGCUCGAGACAACGGACAGUCAGUUCAUUAACACCAUAGGCCGUUUGUCAUCCUCCGUGGACCGCAUGAACUCCAACAUCGAGCUGCUGGUCCAGCACCUAGUGGGCAAGAGCAGGCACAACUAUGUGCCCCCACCAUCACCCCAACCACAGCCUAUUGGUAGCACGAGGGGCCUUGAAGAGUUCUCCCCCCUGACAGGUUUGUUUAAAGUCGAGCUCUCCUGACGUCAGGUUGCUUAAUUACCCAUGAGCUCUCCUGCCCUGCACCCAGACACACAGCUCGGAAUUCUGAGCAUGAUCCUCGCUUCCUUUUAUCACUUUGUUUGACUUCUCUCUCCUCCUCUAUCCAUCUUUAUGAUCCUCUGGCUCUUUUCCCUCUGUGUGAGUCUUUAUCUCCUCCUCUCUCCAGCCCUCCACAAUUGUCAGCUGUCAGCCUCAAAUCAAGUCUUCUGUCUGUCCUGCUCCCUCCCUCUACAAACUGCCACGAUAGCCUCUCUUUCUUUCUGGCUUUCUUUAUUUAUCUCCCUCUCUCUUUAUUUCUCUCUCUCUCUCUCUUUCUCUUUCUCUUUCUCUUUCUCUUUCUCUUUCUCUUUAUUUAUUUAUCUCUCU